This is a messenger RNA of Cladophialophora immunda, 2509 nucleotides long. RefSeq lists its product as uncharacterized. The record is from RefSeq and is a predicted model, not a curated record. Gene Ontology annotation, molecular function: FAD binding. Bases 482 to 2305 code for a protein of 607 amino acids. The transcript has 3 exons. Lineage: Eukaryota; Fungi; Ascomycota; Eurotiomycetes; Chaetothyriales; Herpotrichiellaceae.
AUCUCCAAGUCACCCGCUGUGCCCUCAUGCCACCCGCAGAACACGUCCUACAAUCGCUUACGAGAACCUUUGCAAGCACUAGCUGGACUUAUCGUUGGGAGCCAUGGUUCAUCCAACCAUGACAGAGUCUCCUUUUCCCGAGCCACCAGCAGCGUCCCCAUACCCGGCUGCCGGGGUCCAGAGCCAUGCAUCUUUCGGGAUCCAAGUGCCUUGACGUGUUCCGAAGGCCCGAAUGCAAACGAACCCCUUGCCGACAUUUGGGGUGUGAGAAGACUAUUGGCGCUGUAGCCCAUCAAAGUUCUUUGCCCAUCCCGCAAUGUGAGAUCAGUGGAGUCUGGGGAAAGGGGGUAUUUCCGUGAGCUUGGUCGUAUAUAGGGUCUGUAUCGAGACGUCGUUCAGCAAGUCUACACAUCCUUCAUCACACCGAGUCUUAUCAUUUCAUCACUGGACUCACAGCCUACUCUUAGACCCCAACGCCAACAUGUCAGGCUCAGUGGUUACCAAUGGCGUGCCCGAGAUCAAGUCGAAAGUGGUGGAAACGCCGUUCCUCAUCGUCGGUGCGGGGCCAGCAGGGGGGUCAUUGGCGUGUUUCCUCUCCCAUCCGCCUUACUCCAUGACAGGUAUCAUGAUCUCUGCUGCAACGACAACAUCACAGACGCCGAGGGCGCACAUUACGAAUCCCGCCGCCUUUGAAUGUCUCCGAGAUAUCGAUUUGGAACAAACAUGUCUUUCCCAAGCAGUUGAAGGCGACUGUAUGGUCCACACCCGCUGGUGCCAUGAUAUGACCGGUGAAGAAUAUGCCCGCAUCUAUUCCUGGGGCAAUGACCCGAAGAGACAUGGGGAGUACGAAGCAGCCACUCCUUGUCAUCAUGUGGACCUACCUCAGACAAUUUUCGAGCCCAUCCUGGUUCAAAGAGCGUCGGCUCAAGGCUGGGACGUCAGAUUUCGAACCAGCUUUGUCAGCUUUGAGAAGGAAGACGACGGGAAAAUUCUCAGCCGAGUACGGGACGAGCUAACUGGGACCGAAUACUACAUCCGCUCUCAGUAUCUCUUUGGGUGUGAUGGCGCCAGAAGCCAAGUCCUGCGAGAGCUCAAGAUCCCUUUGAUCAAGAAGCCCGGCCAGGGAUUGGCCUUGAAUGUCUUGGUCAAGGUAGAUCUCAGUGAUUACGUCGAGGCUCGAAAGGGCAACCUGCAUUGGGUGUUCCAACCUGAGAAAGAAUAUCCCGACUUCGCCUGGAGCGGACUGAUCAGGAUGGUCAAGCCAUGGAAUGAAUGGAUGUUCAUUCUAUUCCCCAAACCUGGGACGGAGUGGAAAGAGCCCACUCGCGAACAAUACCUCCAAAGAUGCAAAGAAAUUGUUGGCAGAGACGACCUUCCCUUGGAAAUCCUCGAUAUCUCCAAAUGGUACAUCAACGAGAUCGUGGCAGAGUACUACUCGGAAGGCAACAUCUUCUGCCUCGGCGACGCCGUGCACAGGCAUCCCCCAUUCAACGGUCUGGGUUCCAACACCUGCGUCCAGGAUGCGUUCAACCUGGCAUGGAAAAUCAAAUAUGUCACUCAAGGCCUUGCGUCCCCCGCAAUUCUCGAGACGUUUAGUCACGAACGACAACCUGUUGGCUUGGGAGUGAUCACCCGCGCCAACCAGGGUAUCCGGGAUCACGUCCCCGUCUGGAAAGAAAUGGGUCUCAUGGAAGAAACCGUGGAGAAGAGAAUGAAUAUCUUCAACAGCCUGAAAACAGCCACACCUGAGGCCCGAGAACGGCGAAAACGGGUCAAUGCAGCAAUUGAAGGGACCAGCCACGAGUUCCACGGUAUUGGUGUUGAGAUGAACCACAGAUAUGAAUCCACAGCCGUAUACCUUGACGAUGAAAUCAAGGCCAGCACUCCCAAGCCUGAGUGGCCCGAAGAUCCCAUCUUGCAUCACAAAGUCAGCACUUACCCCGGCCAUCGACUGCCUCAUGCAUGGUUGAAUCGGACCAUGCCAGCGAAGGACCAUACAUCCACGAUCGACUUGGCCGGCCAUGGGCAGUUUUCUCUGCUGACUGGUAUUGGGGGCGAGAAGUGGAUUGAGGCAGCAGAGAAGGCGGGCAAGGAGCUGGGAGUCGAGAUCAAUGUCCACUCGAUCGGGUGGGGACAGGAAUGGGUGGAUGUCUAUCGGGAUUGGGAGCGCAAGAGAGAGGUCGAGGAAGACGGAUGCGUACUUGUCAGACCCGAUCGGUUUGUUGCAUGGCGGUCAAUGAGCGUGCGGGAUGACUGUGCUGAGAAGCUGACCGAAGUCUUGAAGAAAGUUCUUGGGCGGUCAUAGCUGUGAUCUGUUUGAUUCAUUCCUGGGUCUUGCGGUCUUGAUCUUGGACGGGCGUAUUGAGCGGUCCCCGGGGAAGGGAUUGAGACAUACAUUUGGAGCGUACAAUCUACGUUGCGCGACUUGUAGAAAUUAUCAACUUGGCGGGUUCUCUUCUGAAGGGGUCUUUUGAACAAUUCAAUCUUGCAAAACACAAAGAAGUCGCGA